Puccinia graminis f. sp. tritici CRL 75-36-700-3 is the source of this 1443-nucleotide messenger RNA. RefSeq lists its product as uncharacterized. The record is from RefSeq and is a predicted model, not a curated record. The coding region runs from base 1 to 1443 and encodes 480 amino acids. Lineage: Eukaryota; Fungi; Basidiomycota; Pucciniomycetes; Pucciniales; Pucciniaceae. The transcript has 6 exons.
AUGGUGCUUCACAGAUGCUUGGAAGAGUCAGCCGCAGAGCCUACGAGUGCGUCCCAUCCGAUUUCAGGCACGAUUUCUGAACUCUUCCCCAGAAAACGGAAAUCCCCUUUGGAUUUCAGCCCUCCUACAAGCCGUGCUUGUCUUUCUCAUGCUCAGGAUGGCCUCUUAAUGCUAACCUCGACUAACACAAGAUUCACUGACCAAAGCGACUUCGCCGCGAUUCACGCUGGAGGUGAAAAAUCUACUGGUUUGGCGGUUGGAUUUGGAAUAGGGGAAUCCAUCACCGAGAGUAAACCGAGUCAAUUUUCAUCCAAUCGCGGCCUGGAUUUCAUAAAUUUAUCGAAGCCCUUGGAACUUCUUCCGCCUCCGGCCAAAUUACCAGUUAGGCCUCUCCUUCAAGAGGAAUCCAAAAACCCAAACGAAUCCGUCUAUGGCCAUUUUAUAUAUGCAGGUCAAAUCGUGGAAGAACUACUCAAUAAACACAGUGUAAUGUUUGAGCGAGAAAUCAAGAAUCUACGUUCUACAAACCAGAUCAUGAAAGAUAAAGAUCAUCACCCAUCCUUACCAUUUUGCCGGGUCGAUCGCGAAAAAGGGGAAAAGGGGAAAAUUUUUAGGGUGAUGGUCGCUUCAAAGGAUCACUUGCAGAUAAUUGAGGAACUACCUUGGCGCUAUAAUCGCCUACUAACAGUAUUAUACAAGCUCCACCAAAAUUAUCUGAAUGACCGCAACAUAACGACAUUCAAUCAAAGAACACAACACGAAAACCUGUUAGGAUGGCUAUCAAGGCAAAUAUUUCGUCCUGAUGACAGUGUUCCAGUAUUUGGAAUCGUCAAUGAACCAAAUCUUCCUUGGGAAUCAGGCGAUCCAAAAAUAAGAAUUGGGGCUUGUCAGAUAGAAUUGAUAAAUUUCUUCUCAAAGGAUCGUUGUGAUGUUCAUGACAUUUUGCAGCUUACAGCCUCUUAUCUGUUAAGAGAGUACUAUGCUCAAAAUAAAAUUACAUAUUCGGCCUUGGUUCAACCUUCAGAGUAUAUUAGCGAUGUGGAAAUAGUAAUAUCGAUGAAACCACAUUUCCAAGAAAUGUUGAAGGCUUUAUCAGACAUUAUGGGAUAUUCGAUACGAUAUCGGAAACUCUUGAAUUAUCGGAUGCCAAAAUUUGAACCUUUCUUGGAUUUCUGCUCAAAUUUUGAACUUCAGCUGCGUCAAACAGAGAUCCGCGCGGGAUGGCUGAGAAGCAAUCAUCCAAAAUUACCAAUUGUAAUGUACUUUCCCAAAAAAUCAGAUAGCCAUGGACAUAUCCGAAUUAUAGACCCAGAAUGUGGCGAUGCACUUGAUUCCACACGUUUAAGCCCCAGAUUCAAGAGAUUCUUGAAAUGGGUGGAUCAUUUGAAUAUAAAAUCUUUGGCCAACAAUUGGCUUGCCACUCAUUGGAACUUGCAAAAUUGA